Messenger RNA from Olea europaea var. sylvestris, 483 nucleotides. Its product is annotated as ribonuclease S-7-like. Gene Ontology annotation, cellular component: extracellular region. The record is from RefSeq and is a predicted model, not a curated record. The coding region runs from base 1 to 483 and encodes 160 amino acids. Gene Ontology annotation, molecular function: ribonuclease T2 activity; RNA binding. Gene Ontology annotation, biological process: RNA catabolic process. The transcript is spliced from 2 exons. NCBI's taxonomy places the organism in Eukaryota, Viridiplantae, Streptophyta, Magnoliopsida, Lamiales, Oleaceae.
AUGGGCCAUCAUUAUUUCCAACUUGUACAUUUUGGACGGGUUAGAUUACUGAAGUUGGUUCAAAUAUGGCCUAGGGCUUUUUGUAAAACAAGCAUUAACAAUUGCUUACGAAUUCCUAACAAUUUCACACUUCACGGAUUGUGGCCCGACAACUACAUUGGGCAGUUGAGUAAUUGUGCCGGCACAGCUUUCAACUAUAUUAAGGAUCAAAAUUUGGUUUCAAGAUUAGAAUCUAGUUGGCCUGAUCUACUUAAGCUAGAUUGUAAAGGACCAAAUGGCCAGUCAUUUUGGAAGCAUGAAUGGACGAAACAAGGCACAUGCUCUACUACACCAAAUGAUUAUGAUGCCUACUUCAAAUUGGCAGCAGAUUUGAAGAAUGAGUACUACAUUUUACGGACCCUCCGACAAAGUGGAAUUCAGCCUGCAGAAUCUAUGGAGUCAAUGCAUCCAUUAUUGGAGGUACAAGAAGCCGGAUUCAGAUAA